Mytilus trossulus (common blue mussel) is the source of this 2410-nucleotide messenger RNA. Its product is annotated as sodium-coupled monocarboxylate transporter 2-like. Gene Ontology annotation, molecular function: symporter activity. The coding region runs from base 353 to 2305 and encodes 650 amino acids. NCBI's taxonomy places the organism in Eukaryota, Metazoa, Mollusca, Bivalvia, Mytilida, Mytilidae. Gene Ontology annotation, biological process: sodium ion transport; transmembrane transport. The transcript has 15 exons. Gene Ontology annotation, cellular component: membrane. The record is from RefSeq and is a predicted model, not a curated record.
CCUGCCCCACAAGAGCCCUCGAGGUCAGAUAUUACAACGAUUCAUAAUACUGUUGACAUUUACAAGACCGGGGAUGACCACCUGGAUGUUACGGUGUAUUAUAAAUAAUGUAGUAUAAUAAACUUUUGUUCGGAGAUUCAUUAUCGACUAUCUUAAGAAGUGUAAGGAAGUACACAUUUAAACUGUUUAUCAAUGUAGCACACACUGAGAGCACACAUAUUUGUUGAGUAAACACUUCACAGCGUUGUUUUCAACUUUGUACCGAAUGAGAACUUAGCAGAGGUUGUUUUUUCGCUCUAAUUACGCAGAGUGUAUCAAGUUAGAUUUUUGCGUUAAAAAAUAUUAUUCAACAAUGGAGGAUAAAUCUUACAGUUUUGUAACAGGCAGGAGAAACACAUUUCAUGUUUUGGAUUAUGUAUUUUUCAUUGGAACUCUGGUGGUUUCUCUGCUCAUCGGAAUAUUCUUCGGAUACAGAGGGAGAACCAAACAUAGUACAAAAGAAGUACUUCUUGCAGGAGGCAAAAUGCAUUUUAUACCUGUGUCAAUGUCACUUUUAGCAAGUUUCAUGUCGGCUAUAACAUUGCUCGGUACACCAGCAGAAAUGUAUAAUUUUACCACCAUGUAUUGGUACAUUGGCAUCUCUUAUUUCUUUGUUAUGUUCAUGGCAGCACAUAUAUAUCUUCCCAUCUUCUAUAACCUCGGGGUUACCAGUGUAUAUGAGUAUUUGGAGCAUCGGUUCAGCAAAGGUGUCAGAACAGCAGGCAUGUGUAUAUUCUCACUGCAAAUGAUGAUUUACAUGUCUAUUGUUUUGUAUGGACCAUCGUUAGCAUUAAAUGCAGUGACUGGUUUAUCGUUGUGGGGUGCUGUUGCUUCGGUUGGUAUUGUCUGCAUGAUUUAUACUGCACUGGGCGGAAUGAAAGCAGUGUUAUGGACGGAUUCUUUCCAAGUAAUAAUGAUGAUAACUGGUGUGUUAGCUACACUGAUCCAGGGCUCUAUAGAAGUCGGAGGAUUUGCUAAAGCAUGGGAAAUAGCAGCUGAUAAUGAGAGAGUAUGGUUUACAGAUUUUAGAGUAGAUCCAUCUGUCCGUCAUAGUGCCUGGGCUUUAGUCAUUGGUGGAUCAUUUUUAUGGGUGUCAGUCUAUGGUACUAACCAAGCACAAGUUCAACGGGCACUUACAUGUAAAUCAUUAAGAGAUGCUAAAAUAGCACUGUGGUUAAAUUUUCCUGGCCUGUGUAUUAUUCUAUAUUUGUGUUGUUUGGUUGGCAUUGUGUUGUAUGCAUUUUACAGACACUGUGACCCAGUGACAUAUGGCCUCAUUAUGGCAUCAGAUCAGCUUUACCCUCUGUUUGUGAUGGAUAUUAUGGGCCAUGUUCCUGGCGUUCCUGGAUUGUUUGUUGCCUCCAUUUUCAGUGGUAGUUUAAGCACAUUGUCUUCUGGAUUAAAUUCAUUGUCAGCUGUUUUAUUACAAGACAUUGUUAAAGUAUAUAUAGCUCCAAACAUUACUGAUCAGAGAGCAGCACUACUCACCAAAGUCUUUGCUGUCAUGUUUGGAAUUAUUUGUUUAAGUCUUACAUACGUGGCAUCUUUACUGGGCGGAAUCCUACAGGCAGCUCUGGCUAUAUUCGGCAUGUUGGGAGCUCCCAUGCUGGGUCUCUUCACCCUUGGUAUGCUAUUCCCGUGGGCAAAUAAAUGGGGAGCCUACAGUGGUCUUGCCACCAGUUUGAUUAUGAUGUUCUGGAUUGGAAUAGGAGCUUAUGUAACCAAACCAGACUUGGGAAAAGCUCCGAUCUCGUUAGCAGGAUGUCCAAACUUUACAGUAUUUUCAAAUGGAUCAGACACAUAUGUAGAAUAUGCCAAUUAUUCAAUGUUGUAUAACUCUACAAUAGAUAUGACUACUUCUAUAGCAGAUCUACCUGUAGAUGACUCGAACCCAGUAGAUAAGUUGUACACCCUGUCGUAUGUAUGGUACAGUUUUACAGCAGUGUUGAUUGUUGUUUUUGUUGGGAUGAUUGUAACAAUGAUAACUGGUAAAAAAGACCCAAAGACCAUAGAUGCCAGAUUGAUUUGUCCAGUUUUUGACGUUGUCUUUCCGUAUCUUCCAGAAAAAAUACUCAAACCGCUCAGAUUUGGAGUCAAUCAUAAAGGGAAAUAUGACAUUAAACCAACACCAUCUGAAAUGCCUUUGAAGGAAAAGAAUCCCAGCGUUGGAAAUACAGACCAACUGGUCAAUGGUAUUGACACUGAAAUGGAAAUUAUGGUUCAAAAUUCUGAUGAAAAAGGAAAAGAGGAUGUACAAUUCGUCUGAGAACACGAAAUAUAAAAUCUUGAUAAAUGGCAGACACAAUCCACCAGAACAGUAUUCUUAUAAGACAUAUUUUUUUGUAAAUAAAAUCAACUUCAUUUAAACUAG